Molecule: messenger RNA, 9372 nt
Organism: Ostreococcus tauri
Lineage: Eukaryota; Viridiplantae; Chlorophyta; Mamiellophyceae; Mamiellales; Bathycoccaceae
Product: unnamed product
Exons: 5
Coding region: 1-9372 (3123 amino acids)
Source: RefSeq, a predicted model, not a curated record
AUGGUCGAAAGCCGCGGACGUGAGCGCGGAUUUCAACCGGCGUCGAGGUCGUGCUCGGGCUCGAGAGCGGCGCGAAGUCGCGUGGGAAAGCCUUCCAGACUUUAUCGACCGCUCCCGGUCGUCCUCUUGCUCGUUGUCGCGUCUAUGGCUGCGGUUCCGGGACGAGGCGCGACGUACGCGGCGUGUCCAGAAGCGUGCGGCGCCGCCAAGUCUCGGGGCGUGUGUCGGAUUGACGGAACGUGCGAGUGCGUCGAGGCUUGGACGGGAUUAAAGUGCGACGUCCCGGCGAUUAGCGUGGUGCGGGAGGUUCGGGGAGAUGGGACGGCGGCAUACGAGCACGACACAAACGGGACAACGUUCAGCGAGGCACACGUCAGCAGCGUGGUGCUCGACGGCGUCAAGGGGGUCGCGUACGUGUACGCACAUGAUUCUGGCGGGGUUCGAGUGGUCGAGGUGGAUGCACGGUACCCCGAAAGCUUCACAUCGGGUGGGAUCACAUCGCGCGGUUGGGGAGCAAACGGACCGAGGCGAGAGUUGACAGGAGCAACGCCGCCAGCCAUUGCGCCCGAUACGGGUUACUGCGGCGUGGAGACGUCGAUUUCGUGCACGGCAAAGCAUCCGAGAGCGUAUGGGCGCGUGGAUCCCGCGAAGUCGCGCGGAUGGUACGGUGUGCAUGCAGAGCUGUCGCUGAUCCUUGAUCCUUUCGAUAUGUCCCUGACGUCAGUCAUUGUGCCCGUGAAUAUGUGGAAGCCGAACGAAGAGAACAAGUAUAAAUUUGCACUUUAUCAGUACGUUGGUACAGCGUGUACGUCUGAUCCAUCUGCAUGGGCGAACUGCGUGCUAGGCAGCUCCUCAAGCGGAACACCAUCAAAGUUCGAGCUCUCCAAUUUCAUUUUGGACGCAGUUGGAGUUAGCAACUCCAACGGGAUGAUGGUGUACAAGGCGACACACGAGGACGGUGUCUCAAAAGGCAUCAUUGGCCACGUCAAUAAAAACAUGCAGACACAACAAUAUACCCCCUUAUCACCAGGACUGAUGAAGUCAAGGUGUCCUGAAUGUGCAAACGCUCCUGACGCCUUGCGCAUCGAGACGAGCACAAACUACUCCGCAUCUGGAGUAAAUAAUUACGUCAUAUUCGCUGGUUCUGCAUUGCUCGAUUACACAGAUAGAACAUUUUAUCCGGCUUUGUACAAGGUCAACGCGAAUCCAAACGUUCGUGACGGGGAUGGUGAGGAAAUGUACGUGGUUAAUACAACCAUAGCAGUGCCCGAGGCAUGCGAAGGACAAAGAGAUACAAGACAGGGACGAUUCUCAACUUUCACGGCGAUAACGAGUCACGGUGAGUUUGGAUACGUGGGAACCUCUGGGAGAGACAGUAACUGCGCUCAAUGUAACAAACGCGCGGCUUGCAUCUUCAUGUUUCACAUGAGUUUCUCUGAAGGCGAUGGACCUCUCGCGGUCCUCGUGCUUGACGGCGAGCUCGGUGAGCGCGACGCUUUGAGCGCGAUCGUCGUUCCGAGUACGAAUUCCGGAGAGAAGGAUUACAUGUACUGGACGGUCGGCUCCGGGGAUAAUAGUACAAGUCGAAUCGUAAAGAUUGAAAUAGGUGGGGUCGAUACUUCGAGCGAUUGCGUUACCGGUUGCUUCAAGAGGGUGGGAACGUUUAAGGAAAAUUUCCCGAUAGGAGGCAUCACUCCAGUGCCAGGAGAACAUAGAAUAUUCGCUGUUAGCUCUGGAGCGACGACGAAAUAUGCAAAAUAUUCAACGUCUGUGAUCUCCAGAGUUGAACCAACGCAUGUGAGUUCUCUGACGUCGGGUACAACGGUCAAGAUAAUUGGAAGUGGUUUCCAUUCGCCUUCGCUCGGAGCUGGCCUUAGUCAUUCGAUUGCUUGCAGAUUUGGACAUACGAACGAUGCGAAUGACGGAUUUGCGAAUACUUCAUGGUCGCCAGGGACGUACAUUUCGCCGUUUGAGAUCUCAUGCAUUACUCCGUCAGCUGCAAACUCGAGCUCAACAAACAUUGGUUACAGCGAGGUUCAAGUGUCAUUCGAUGGUUUCCCAAGCGAUUCAAGCGACCCGAACGGUGUGUGGCAAAAGUCUUUAUGGAAUUCUGCCCACCUGUAUUUGCGAUAUCACGAUCCGGCUGUUAUCGUCGCCACAAAUAUAGGCACUGAGGAGGCUAGCGUAUUGUACACUGGAGAAGAUGCCGACAAUCUUCCUGUUGAUCUCAGAAUCGCCGGAGGUCCAUUCAUAAACUCUCCGGACUUGAAAUGUAGAUUCCAUGGCGACGACACGAGCGUGACAAACGCCAUAUUCGUUAGUGCGAUAGAGAUCAAGUGCAAGGUGUGUAAAGUGGUCAGUGGGCGCUGCUCAAAUCCAGUUGGAAGUCCUCUGCCAUGGCUUCCAAGUGGCCAGCCAGCCGAGGUGGAGGUUGAAGUAUCACUCAACGGUGUUGACUUCGGUGAUUCAAAAGGAAAACUCAGGCUUCAUGGGCUGCCUGUGGGUGUUAAACUCUUGGACGGACCGAAGGUGGAGCGUGCGAUUACUGCAGCCUCCGGUUUUUCUGUGGGAACCUUUCAGGUUGGCCUCGUGGAUGUGAACGAAACUCUAAUAGCGUACGAUCGAGGCGAAGGAGGAACUAAAGGUUUCAACAUCUCAGCUGUGAUAUCUGGGCCUUCUAAUGUCGCGAUAAGCGACGAUACGUCAUCGGCCACGACGACUGAGGGCGUCGCCUCGUUUGUACCCGCUCUGACUGCGGCACCCGCUGCAGGAGAGUACAAGAUCAUAUUCACUGCAGCUGAUUGUACUAAGAGCGAUGGAUCAUGUGUGAUGAGCUUGAGCGUACAAGCAGAGGCACUUUUUUCCGUACAACCAGGUCCGAGUGCUGGCUUGUCUGUGACACCAGGGAGAGCACUUACACGUUUCAUGAUCUCCGACCCCGGGCUGUUUCCAGCAGAUGUGAUCGCGCUGCCCGCAACUCAAAACACAUCUAUAGGGUAUUUGAUCGUUGAUCUUGUCGACUCAGGGGGAAGUGCGUUGCAAUCACUCUCAAAGAACGAUGUUGUGGUGACAGCUUCUCUCGUUACAAGCACAGUUGAUUCCAGUGGUAUUUAUGUAGCACGAACCACUGGCGCUCAGCUCAUCGGGACGUUAAACAGAACAACGAGCGAUGGUCGUGCAUUAUUUUCUGACCUAUCACUUAUCGCUGCGGCACCAUCCGGUUCGAGAGCCGUAGGUUCUGCGGAUGACAUCACCUACGGUGAGGCGACAAGAGGAGAUUUUGGAGAAGCAUCAAAGUAUAUUUUGCAGCUCAGCGCAGUGGUCGAGGGAGUUUCAUACUCGACUCACGCAAUCAUCCGAAUCGAUCUUGGUAAACCGUCCUAUCUCCGGGUGAAUAACACGUACAGCAAGCGGACGAUUUACGCCGAAGCUCCAGAGCAACCGAUUGGUGAAAUCAUCAUCGGCGCGUAUGACAGUGGUAAUAACUUCGUCGGCACAGCUGAAACAAGUUCACGCAGCGUGACCGUGACAGCUUCAGCCGGAAUCAACUUGGCUGGUAAUCUCCAAGUGGAGAGGGAUGAUACUGGGGUGUGGCGAUUCUCAGAUCUCAAGGUUCUGGGCCCCGCUGUAGGAGAUUUUGGUCUUACUUUCUCCUCACCGGAUUUGCCCUCCGUGUUACAAGUUGUUAGUGUACUCGAUGGGGACGCCGGGUACGAGCUAUCACCGUCUCUGUCAACAUUAUCAACGGUUACGGCCGGACCAGCUGUUUCACUGGAUUCAUUUUCGCUGUCAAUUCUGGAUAAGAGCGGUACCUCUCUGGGAACAUUCGAUAAGCACUCGACAGGUGACACUGUGGCGCCAAACCGAACGAUUCAGGUCAGCUCCGAAACUCUUGCGCUUUCUGGAUCGACCGUGCUAUUCACGAACGGGAACGGUCAAGUCUCUGUCACGGGUUUAGUCGCGGAAUCGCCCAAGGUAGGCUCGCAUACCUUGAUAGUAUCUGAGACCAGUGCACAUGUGAGCGGAGAGCAGCGCGAAGGAAAGCUGCAGCGCGCAACUGUCACUGUAACCGUCGUUGUGGGCGCCGUGAGUGGGUUCAAAGUCAUCAGUCCCAAAACUUUCGAGUUCAGUUCAUCGUUUACCGACAGUAUCCAGGCAUCAGAAGCGACGGCAUAUUCCGCAGGGCACACGGUACCACUCAGUGACUUCGUGAUAGUUCCUGUGGAUGGUGCUGGUAAUGAGUUGCCGACGGGAACCUCUCCUAGUGGAGUCACACUGACGGCAACUAUGAAUGAUACGAGCCGUGCCGUUUAUCCGUACAUACUUGGUACGAACGAGACCGCUAUCGCUAAAGCCGCAGUGCUCACUGUGUAUUCAGACACAUUGACGUAUCCAAGGACUGGCUCGCUCAAGGAGACCACUUCAAGUGGUGGAAAUGCAACAUUUUCUGGGUUACACUUAGUUAAACCGCAGACUGGGACAUACACAUUGAUAUUUACGUCGUCUGAUCCCAAUUUGAAUUCUGCGAGUGUUGAUUUAAAUAUCACUCCAGGUACUUCUGUGCAGCUUGGGUUGCUGCCGUACUGCGAUUUAGUCGAUGGUGAGUGCCAGACAACUGUGAACUGCACCUGUCAUCGAUAUCGUUCCGCUCUCAAAGUGCAGAUGCACCCAAUCAUCGUAGACGUCCUCGACGGUGCAUUUAAUUUCGUCGGGGAUUUGCACACGAAGAGCUGUGAAACGUGCCCAGACAGGUCAGUGCAGCUGAGCCCAGAGAACGUCACCGUUUGCAGGUGGAUUGAAGUGGGAGUUUCGUGUGAGUGUGCAGGUAACAGCGAUCUAGCGUCGGCAUCGUCGACUCCAGCGCUCGAUAAAGUGCAGUGUAUAUCACUGGGGGCUCUCAGUGUCCUCGUAAACUCGGGAAGAGGUUCUUUUGAUGAUUUAAUCAUCCCCUACCCACGCACUGGGAUGUAUGCCGUCUCCAUUCACUCGCCUGGGCUCCUGGGGGUGAAGUACCACUUUUCCGUACAACUCGGUUCAGCGGCGAAGUUCGUGCUCGAGCGAACUCAAGCUAGUGGCUCGUAUAAAUCUGGGGUUCGGACUUCUAUCGUGAACGCUACAAACUCUUUGACAGGGCGUCUUUAUGACGGAGGCGAUAAUUUUCUUUACACCGCGAGCACAGGAUCAAUAAUAUUUGUUCGUUGCAAAACCGCCGCAUUGAGCGACUAUCCACAGGGAAUCAAUCCAGUGAUCGGGGGCACGACUUACGCGAUGGCGUGCGCUAACUCUGAGACGUGUGCAUCAAUGAGUGGAACUCCAGGUGUUGUGGAGUUUAGCAACAUCGAGUUGCUCGCGCCGGUCGUGGGAUCGCACCAGAUCGAGUUCUUGCUACAAAGCGAGGUGGUGGCGACUUAUACCGUGAACGUUGUGCUUGGAGAUCCAGCCAGGUUAAUAGUUGCAAAUAAUCCAAUUCGUACAUACGAGGCAAGGACUUCGACCGUGCUCGAUCCAUUCGAAAUUGCGAUCGCAGAUUUUGCCGGCAAUUUGCUCGGCUCGUCAAACACGAAUGAAUACGAUAUCUCUGCGUAUGUGACCGGUCCAAGGCAUAACUUCGCGUUGAGCGGGGCAGAUGCAACGCUGGCGGCGGGAGCUGGUAGUGUACUAUUCAGUGAGCUCGACAUCGGCAUGCCGGAGGCUGGAGAAUAUGAAAUUUCGUUCCGUUGCGAUGCGUGCACGAAUGCCGGGACUCCAGUUGCGUCGACGACUUUUAAAUUUUCAAUAGGUCUCGGGCCCGCGACAGGCUUAUCGGUUUCACCGGAGCACACCUCAGCCAUCACAGGCGAAACGGUCGCGUUGCAAACAGUAUACUCAACUGCGAAGGAAGUGAAACUGAGCAUCAUGGAGCUUCGAAUCGUUGACGCAGGCUCGAACGUCGUGAACGUCAACCAUGAAAUUUCCGUCGAGGCUAUCCCCAUAGCUUUGGGUGCGUGCAACUUCCCAACAAAUUUGUCGUACACUCCGCGAACAGUGGUCGCCGGGGCGGCGAUGUUCACAGACAUAGUAUUUUAUCGCCCUUGUACGGGUACCUACUCGUUGACGUUUUCAGCACAAGGAUCUGGUUUGGCGUCCGUCUCUAAGACCUUACAGUUCACUGUGGGGUAUCCAGCAAGCCUGGACGUCUGCACGGCAAACAGCUUCAUGCGCGUCUCGAAUGGGCUGUGUCGUGACCCGACGAAAUACACGGCGGCACCAACUCUGAACUUGAGGCACUUUUUGACAAGAAUGACCGAUUCUGGAGGAAACCACGUCGGUUCAAUUUGGGACCAGGAGGCGAGGAAUAUCACAAUCGAACUUGACUCUUUCACACCCGCGAGCGGACAACUUACUCAAGCGGGUGUAGUGCCAAUCUUACGUGCUGAUUGGGAUGGUUCUCUUCUAGCGGAGAAUGGCCAAGUGGGUUGGUGCGAAGAUACAGAAGACGAAAAUCCACAAACUGUGGUGCGCGUCAAUCCCCUUAGCGGGCUUUUCGAAUAUUCGAUAGAGUACGAAAAUCCUGCACCAGCGUACUGUCGGGAGAUGUACUACAGCGGUGUUGGACCAGAUACGCACUAUAACGUCGGUCUUCAGAUCGAGAACGCGCUAGCAGGAGUAUAUCGGCUCAAAGUCGCAUCUAUAUGCGACAUCACGCGUUGUCCAAAUGCGAUUUAUCCAACGCUUGAAGUUGAUAUGUUAGAGUUCACAGUUGUCCCAGGCGCGCCGACUGGUUUGAGUGUGGUCACCGCACCUCCGUUCAUAAGUGACAAUGACUUUGCGCUGAUACCAGCACCAGUCGUUGCUGUAGUUGACUCAGUCGGGAAUAUUUGCGUUAACGUGACCGCACAAGUCGCGGUGAGUGUUCUCCCUGUUUCGGCGCAAGUAGCUAGUGGCGGAACAAAGGAUUUGGUUGACGGAAUGGCAACUUUUGAUUCCCUCAGAAUCGCUGGCGAGCGUGAGAUCGAAUACCAACUUAACUUUUCGUCUUUGACGCUCAACAUAAGCGUCGUCCCGGCGAGUACGAUUCAGAUCAUGAAUUGCUCAACCAUCAGGCCCAACAGUAGCCUGCGCAACGGUGCGUGUGAGUGCUUACCUGGCUUUACUGCUGACAUCACUGGUGAUACCGGGCACAUCGAGGACGUCGAAUCGCUGUACGUGGAAAAGAAUAUAUCACUGUACAAGGGCGCCACUCCCGGCUCGAUGGAAUGGAUAAGCAGCCUGAAUCCAUAUGGAGUCUGUGUACCAUGCAAGAACGGUUUCUACAAAGGUACUCAUGGCAACGCCGCUUGCACACGUUGCCCGGCGUUCAUGGACACAUCGCGUUCUGACGGACAAUUGAGAUUGCCUUAUCGAUCGAUAUCUGGGAUCAGGCUUUCUGGCGAAUUGGGUCACACAAAUAAGACUGCGUGUCACUGCAUCUCUCAGACGAAAGUGCCAUUUAAGAGUUACUACCGAGAAGUGCCAUUUCAAAAUUUUGCAUGCGCAGCGUGCCCGGAGGGUGCCAAAUGUAACGGUACCGGUGUUGAGAGUCUCGAAGCGCUUCCUGGUUUUAGCAGGUAUGAUCGAACAACGCUCAAGUUCCGAGCCUGUCCGUACAAACUGGCGUGCUUGGGCGGAAUGAGCAGUGGGUGCCUGGAAGGUGGCUACACCGGCCAUACGUGCGCGGCAUGCGGGAAGGGAUACUCGUACGGUACGAUCCAAGAUACCUAUCCACCAAAAUGCUUCAAGUGCACACGUCAUGUGAUGAAUCUUCCGAUUGUCAUCAUGCAUCUCGUCUGGAUUCUGGGCGUGGUAUGGACUAUUCGCAGAAUAAACCAAUGGCGGGGUUCUGAGGCGGUCAAUCUCAUCAAAUCGUUCCUAACAUACCUUCAAAUGAAUGCGUUGGCUAAACAAUUAGAUCUAAAGUGGCCGAGCGCUACGAACUUGUUCCUCCUGAUAGCCGAGAAACUCUCUUUGCCUGAUAUUCGCUCGGCUCCGCAGAAGUGUGCGCUCAACUGGAAUUUCUACGUGAAUUUCAUGUUCCACGAGACCUUGCCCUUCGGAAUGCUGCUAAUCUUACUUUUUGGAUUCACCAUGAUGAAAUACGUUGAACAGCUGCGAGAAGAGGUCGCAAAGGCGAGAACUGCGGCGACAAAGGAGGCUCUCUCGAAGCUCUUUGAAACCAAUCAUGAAAGAGGAGAGCGACAGGUCAACACAGCGAACAAAGACAGCGAAGAAGGCCUCGAACAAUCGCAUCAAGUCACUGCCUAUGACACUGUGAUCUCUUGGCUCGUUGUCGGCCUUUGGUGGCUCUAUCCUACUGUCGUUCAGUACCUGAUUGAGUUCACGCAGUGCACCGGGAGCGUUGGCGAUAGUGAUCGACACUUUGUUUCUGAUUACUCGCUGAAAUGCGCAGGAACGAUGUACACUCUGUACGCCGUGUUAGUCUCAAUUCUCUUUAUCGUCUAUCUUGUCGGUAUUCCGUACUUUUUACUGCUACUGGCACGUCGAGAAGAUAUUGCCACGGAACACAACUCAGCAACGGUCGCGUAUCGGCUCGGAGUUCUCUACAAAGGCCUCAACGUCAAGGACGCUUGGUGGUGGGAGUGGGUGAUAUUCUCUCGCAAAUUGAUUUUAAUCACCGCUGUCAUCAUAUCCCGGAGAAGUCCGGUCCUUGGCGGAUACGCUGCGAAUUGUCUGUUGCAAUGUUUCUUCUUGCUCCACAUCGUGGUCCGCCCGCACUCCAGCGACAGGCACAGGAAAGUUGAAACCUUCGGCUUGCUCGCCACCAUGGCGACGUUUACAAGUGGUUUGAUUUAUGAACGUGACGCGAGUAAUUCGCGCUUUGGAACGAUCAUAACCGUUUUUUUGCUAGUUUCACACGGUUGGGUGUGGCUCAGCUUUGUCCGUGUGCUCAGGGAGCAGUGGCUCGAAGAGGGCGAAGUGGGUAUGAUCAGGCGUGCGAUACGGGACUUGGAGUUCGAAAACACCGUCGUCGACGCGUUCGAAGCAUCUCGAGAAGAAAAAAUAUCUCACGCCGAGCAGUUGACGAAGGAAAGCGAGCAAAUGCGUCUUAAGAGUAUGGCAGGUCAACGUCUGCCAUUUGCGGAUGACGACUUACUUGCCAAGAUAAGGGGAGACUCCACCGUCGACAUCAGAGCCGAGCACAUAGAAUUGAGCUCUCAACUGAGAGAUCUACGGAAUAAAUGGAAACUUCGAAGCGCGCACCGGCAGGAUCGACUCAUUCCGAUGGACGAACGCCACCUCGUCGCUGUUGGCGCACGCGGGCGUGCUCUGGAGUCACCCGCUCUGAGGACAUCAGAUUCGUCCGCUUGCGAGAAAAAUGACACGAACACGAGUUAG